Molecule: messenger RNA, 4537 nt
Organism: Chilo suppressalis (striped riceborer)
Lineage: Eukaryota; Metazoa; Arthropoda; Insecta; Lepidoptera; Crambidae
Source: the annotation of a GenBank genome assembly
AUGAAUGGUCAAUACAUAGAAGAAGACACUCCCGAGGUGUGCAAAAAUCAUUCUGUAAGGUGUGACAGAGAGGUGUAUCGCGUUUGCCCUUCCAAAUUAAGCAAGAAGGAACUGGAAGAUCUGUAUUUCACUCUUCUUGAAAACAAUUUAGAAUUAAAGAAGACCAACAAUAGCCAACAGGAUAAGAUAAGAAUUUUAUCGACUAAAAUGCAAAGAAUGACAGCGACACAGAAAAAUACAGUUGGCAAAGAGCCUAAGGAUUGCUGUGCUCAUACCAAAGCUAUGGUGAAUGAGCAAAAGGGAUCCAUAGCGGAAUUGAAGAGAGCUAAUGAUCGUAUGUCUGAACGGAUUCGUGUGCUCAAUAUGCGUCUGUGCUCAGCGAAGCAGUUUCUGCGACGUAGCCCCGCAGCAUCUACUUCACGAUGCACCAAAUGCUCUGCCCCAAAUGUAAAAAACUCAUGCUUGAGUGUGAUAAACUCGAAGAGAAGCGACGUCAACUUAAGAACAUCAAUGUCAAGUCAAUGUCUUGAAAAAGAUUUUAACAUGUCUGCAAAAUCUGUUGCAGUUGCAACAGAAGAGAAUGGAAAACAUUCGGAAACCAUGCGAUGAAAACAAAUGCCGAACUCUUAUGGAAGAGUUGAAGCAAAACAUCGUCGAUUUGCAAGAGGAACUUUCUAGAACUCACGCAGACUAUAGUACCCGUAUAGGGCGUUUAGAGCAAGAGUUGUGCGACAUGCAGACUGACAACCAUCGCAUACGAAGCGAAUACGCCGCGGCACAACAUUGCAUGCAACUGGAGGAACAACGUGCGAUACAACUGAGGCAACUGCUGAUUGAAGCACAGGGGGCACAAGGCGAGCUGGAAACCCAGUUAACUAUAGAAAAGCAGAAGGUAUCAGAACUAGAGGCGACUGCGCGCGCUAACGACAUGUCACGACUUGUCGCCGCCACUAUAGAGAGACACGGCAGCAGCACAGCCAAUCUCAUCAAGAAUGACGAGGCAAAUACCAAGUUGGAAGCGGUCAGCUCGCCUUAUUUCACUCCGAGAUUUGAAAGUUCGCCUUCUCGGCUGGAAGUACCAUCGAGGUGUCGCGCCCAAGAUGAGUCUAUGGACAAAAGUGAGCAGAAGGUUUCCGACGAUUCCGGCUUUACAGACGCCAACAACUCCCAACGGCGAAGCAAACACGAGGAGUUAAACCAGCUGAAUAAAGAACUAACGGAAAGAAUAAAUGUACUACAAAAACAGAUGGUAGAGUUGCAAGACGCCACUACCUUGAAACUUGCCGAGACUUCAAAACAAGAAAAUCAUAAUGAAGAAACAGUGGAAGAUAAAGCAAACCUUACUGAUGUUCUGCGGAGCAUCGCAUCAAACACUUACAGUGUUAGCAAAGUGCCUAGUAAGAACACGCUGGACGGUUAUCCCCAUCACCAAGAGAUAGCUAACGAUGAGAAGAAACACUUCACUCAGACUAAAACAAUGCAAGAUGUCGAUUCAAAUUUAGAAGAUGAAUCGCCUCGUAAAAAUCUUAGUCUAAAGAGCGACACUCACAAUAGCCUCCAAAUACCCGGUCCCUUACCCGUAGAUAUAGUUAAAAAAGUGGCACCGAUGAGACGUGAAGAAAAAACUUUGUCAACUAAAACUAAGCAAUUGUUUGGAGGUCAGAGAAGGAAAAGUAUUACUAGUGAACUAAGCCAAAAGAGAAAAAAGGAUGAUAAUGCUCAUAAAACUACUUGUAUUAAAGAAAAUCUAGAUGACGAUUCUAAAAGCGAUACGCAUAGUACAGAGAUUCGUUCACCAGCGUUGAUCGGUUUUGAAGAAGUGGGUGUUAAAAACAAACCUGUUAUUGACGAUAAAUUGAAAAUUUCCACGGAAAUGGGAGUUCAAACGACCAAUCGCUUGGAUGAUGUGAAGGAAGAGAGAAAUAUAAAUAAAGAGAUGUGUAAUGUGGCCGUGGAAACGGAUAAUAUACAAAGGAACAAAGGUCAAGAAUUUGGUUUAGGUACUCAAACAGACGCCAUGGUGGGUCGUGAGGAUCGUUCAGUUGGCCCAAGCAAUGGUCCUUCUGCUUUCGCCCCGGCUAAUGCUUCUGCCUGUCUGCCAUUGCAAAAAUCGCGCGGUACAUCGCCCGACAAUACUGAUGCUGAAAUAUCGUCCCUUACUGAUCUUCCCUCGGAGAAAGAAGGUAAAUCGCCGCGAACGCCACUUUCCCCGGGUGAAGACAAAGCAACGACCACGUACACGGACUCGUGUACAGAACCCGCCAACGACUAUACAUCGCUCAGUGAGGGAGAAUUGCCCUGUCCGAUUCAAAAUAAGAAAAUAUCAGUUGGGGAAACCAAAGUUAACUUCGCUAAAAUUGAUCCUGUAUCGCAACGUAUGGAGGAAGCUCUGAACGCCGUUGGCAUGGAGUUGUCUCGAUGUCGCGAGAUGUUGCGAUCCCAACGCUCACAACAGCGGCGAGAAAACUCUCGAGACGCCUCCAUGAUGACGGAUUUGAAUCUGGGCGCGCCGUUGCGACGCAAGCCCGCCACGCCGUGCAUUGGCGACGCGUUCGCGCCCAACUGCGUGUUCACAUUGCAUAUUGGCACUGUCGUACUAUCCGACGAGGCGGUGAUAAACUCUCGCGACCUAUCUCUGGUGCUGACUUGGCGAUUCUUCGACCACGACGCGUCGAUGGUGCGAAUGAAGGCCGGACGAGUCAUACUCUUUGACGUCUCCACCGAAUACGACGUCAAGGUCAACAAGGAGUUCCUCGACUAUUUGAAAUACGAAGAGUUGCGGAUUUACAUUUGCGAACUGGACAAGCAGUCAGAUCCGUUCGCAAGUUGCUCGCUGCCCCUGCGUGACGCCUUGCUACAUACCAAUCGGCGCGCCGACAUGUCACUUGCCUUGAUGGCGGGUCCUAAGUUAAAACAGGCACGUGCAGGUCGAGACUCGCUAGAUUCCAGUGAUGAAGUGGGCGUGCUGGACUUGUGGUGCGAACUUCGACUCCAUCCAGCGCUUCUGCCCUCACUCAAUAACGCUAUAGAAAAAACCAGUACUCCGUCGCCUUCCACGACAAAAGCCAACGAAAUCCUGGGCAACAAUAGCGCUAGCCGCCUGCUCGACGUAAACAACUCUAGGGACUGCUGGCUGGCCCAAGGCAUUGCUAGUAAUGCAUCUCCUUACAGUUUGGAGAAAUUCUGUUGGCCUGACAACCGUAGCAAUGCUUCUCAAACCACUCGUGGAAGUAUCAAGAAAGACCUUUCAUAUCUACAGAAUAAGCAUCUUAGAGAACAGAGUCGAUUGAGCUUGGAUAGCAAAGACACGAAAUUCUGUUGGCCUGACAACCGUAGCAUUGCUUCUCAAACUACUCGUGGAAGUAUCAAGAAAGACCUUUCACAUCUACAGAAUAAGGAUCCAAGAGAACAAAGUCGAUUGAGCUUGGAAAGCAAAGAGACGGAAUUAAAGCAGCCUAGUCAACAAACUCAGAGCACUAUUCAUACAGUUAUUAUGAAUGAAGUGCCAGCGAAAAUAAAAACCUCUGUGGACAUGAUGCAAGCUUUGGACAGUAAUAUCAAUCAGAAUGAUAUACCGACAUCAUCCAAACAACGCCGGAAUACUGUGAAUGACUCUCCGCAGACACACUUCGCCACUGCGUCUUGGAGAGGGCUAGUGGCAAGGCGGCUUAUACCGAAGCGAGCAAGAAAUAAUUCAAUCACGGCGGCUUCGAAAAGGAGUCUAUUAGAAAAGCGUGAUGACAACUAUGGCCCCAAUCCUAAUAUUGAUACUCUUGCGACAAACACAUUGCAGUUUUCCACACGCUCGCCACGACCGUCCAAUGAUGUCGAAGAACCACCGGAACUUACCAAGACUUUCGCAGGAAGUUACCGCAUGUUGAACUCUUCAAAGAAGUCAGUAACCAUUGCUAUGGACAUUAACGAAAACAAUAAACAGCAGCAAAUGCGUCUCAGCGACGAAUCUACUCACAAAGAGAGCAUACAAGUGACCGUAUUGUGGUUGGCUCUCAACGAAGAGUGUGACACCAUGAUCAACCCCAACGUCCAACGGUUGUACGUCGCGUACGAGUUCUUGGGAAUGGGCGGUUCCGAACUGGAGACGCCGCAAAGUCUUCCCAAGCCGAAAGGCUACGCGGAUAAAUGCAGCUUCAACUUCAGCAAAACGUUCCAGCUGAACGACUGUGACUUGCCCGUCAUCGGUCACAUGGCGACGUGUCGUUCUUCCGACAAGUCUUCACGCGACACCAAGGACUGUAUCAUAUUCACAGUCAUCAGUGAACCGAUAGAAGACCCCUUAGGCAUCGAAACCUGUCGGGAUAUCGGCCACGCGUACUUGUACCUGGGUGAUUUGCUGGCAUGCAGCGGUGGCAACAACAGCUACACCGAGGUGUUGCCGGUGCGGUCGGUGCGUGUCGAUGAGGCUGUGAGCGGCGUUCUGGCCGUCAAGCUCGAUGGGUUGGAUGUGGUGAGGCGAUGCCUGCUGCUCACUAUGGCGGAACCGAUCCACAAGAUUGCAAGAAACAUUAAUUUGACAUAA